GCCCCGCCCAUUUAUACUGUGCUUGUGGUCAUGGUGACUUUUUCACGACGAUAAAAAUCCUGAAUCUUUCGCAGUGAGAGAUCUUUUGGAAAAUCUAUCGAAUCGGGGACGAGGACGCACGUUUCUCAGGUUCGAGGAACCAGCGCUUCAAGGGUGAAAUCAAAAUAAUAGAGAAGAUGAGCUCCGGCGACGAUCAGGUGGCCACGACAGAUAAUGCCGCAGCAGCCACAGACCAACCUGCCGCAGAAGGCGAGCAACAACAGGGCUCCGCACGAGAGUCUUUUAUGUCCGUGGUUAAGUCGAUGGUGAUGCGCGGACUGGUCAUAUAUUUUGUCAUGUCCUUCUUUAAAAAGCCACAGGCACCCGUCGGCCCCUCUUCGCAGCCAAGUGUUGUAGCCAGCCCGGCGGUCAACAUCUUUGAAAACGGAACCCUGAUGGACUUGUACAUGUUUCUGUCCGAGAAUGAGCACUUCAGCGAAUUCGGGGAUGAGAAGGCGUUGGUGUGGAGCAAACAAAAUCUGAUGUACGGAGACUGGACAAGCGGGCCUGAGCAGGACGGAUCCUAUUCAACGUCCUUUUCCUUUCCAACCUCACAGAAGCUGCGCAACAACGGCUCCAUCUUUUUGCAUGUUUAUGUCACCAAGGCGGGACGCAGCCCUGACCCAAAGUCUCCGAAGUAUGUGGGCAAAGAUGUUGCCUACGCACAAAGGAUGAUGAAUCGCUUCAAGAAAAGACACUACGUCAAAACGCACAACCUGCUGACUGGCGAGACCGCCGCCUCCGAAGAGCACCAGAAGAAAGCAGAGACAACCAAGAAAGAGGUCGUCUCCCACUGGCACCCCAACAUCACCGUUAACAUCAUCACUGACUUCACCAACUGGGUUCAGGGAUCUGUCCCACCGCCUCUUGACGAGUAUGUUGUGUUUCUUCCUGGAGGAAACUUCUACAAGCCAGUGGUUUACAUGAAUGACUAUUGGAACAUGCAGCGCGACUACCAGCCCAUUAACGACACCACCUUGGAGCUAAAACUGCAGGUGACUUUCCAGCCUUUGUCUCUGCUGCGUUGGCAGUUGUACGCUGCCCAAUCCAUGCGUAACAAGUGGACGUCCGGUGUAUUUGGGGACACAUUUGCCGACGACGAAGAUGUCGACCAGGACUCACUCAAGGAGGCCCUGCUCGAGACGUCACCCUACCUUCUGGGUCUCACCUUUGCCAUCUCCAUCCUCCACUCCAUCUUUGAGAUCCUUGCUUUCAAAAAUGACAUCCAAUUCUGGAACAAUCGAAAGUCGUUGGAAGGACUCUCGGUGCGAUCCGUAUUCUUCAACGUCUUUCAGUCCACGGUGGUUCUCCUCUAUGUCCUGGACAACGACACCAACACCGUUGUGCGCAUUUCUUGCUUUGUUGGACUUGGCAUAGAGAUAUGGAAAAUUCAUAAGGUGAUGGAUGUGAAAGUGGGUGAGCAAAAGAUCUUAGGCUUCAUCCCAAGAAUAGAGUUUAAGGACAAGGGGUCCUAUGUGAACUCAAGUACUCGCCAGUACGACAUGAUGGCCUACAAGUAUCUGUCCUGGGCGCUUUUCCCGCUGCUGGGCGGCUACUGUGUCUACUCUCUACUUUACGAGGAACACAAGGGCUGGUACUCCUGGGUGCUGUCGAUGCUGUACGGCUUCCUGCUCACCUUCGGUUUCAUCAUGAUGACACCUCAACUCUUCAUCAACUACAAGCUCAAGUCCGUCGCACAUCUGCCCUGGCGCAUGAUGAGCUACAAAUUCCUCAACACCUUCAUCGACGACAUCUUUGCCUUUGUCAUCAAAAUGCCUACUAUGUACAGACUUGGAUGCUUCAGAGACGAUAUUGUGUUCUUCAUAUUCCUGUACCAAAGAUGGAUCUAUAAGACUGAUCCUUCCCGUCUGAACGAAUUUGGCUUCUCUGCCGAGAUGGAGCAAGAGGCCAAGGCCAAGGGGCCAGCUGAAGAGGUCAAGCCCAUCGAAGACAAGAAGAAGGACUAGUUUGUGUGAUGCUUUGACGUGUAAACCUACAGUUAUGUAUGACUUGAUUCGUGUAUGUUUUUAUUUCCAAUUCAGCAACAACGGGGCAUUUACCUUUUUUAGAAAAACUGGUCGCGAUUCUAAAUGUCUGGCGAGAUAAAAAAAAAUUGCCAAGUCUUAGUAUGUAGCUUCUCAUUGAAUUCCGUAAUUAAAUAAAUGUUCUGUUUUUGUUAAA
Messenger RNA from Neocloeon triangulifer, 2220 nucleotides. RefSeq names its product putative lipid scramblase CLPTM1. Gene Ontology annotation, cellular component: membrane; endomembrane system. Lineage: Eukaryota; Metazoa; Arthropoda; Insecta; Ephemeroptera; Baetidae. The coding region runs from base 177 to 2006 and encodes 609 amino acids. The record is from RefSeq and is a predicted model, not a curated record. The transcript has 8 exons.